AUGGACUGGGGAAGUCUGCAGGCCGUUUUAGGAGGCGUAAAUAAACACUCAACCAGUAUCGGGAAGAUAUGGCUCACAGUCCUGUUCAUCUUCCGUAUCAUGAUCCUGGUUGUGGCUGCAGAGAGAGUCUGGGGAGAUGAACAACAAGAUUUUGUCUGCAACACGCUUCAGCCUGGGUGCAGAAAUGUUUGCUAUGAUCACUUUUUCCCCAUCUCUCACAUCAGACUCUGGGCCCUGCAGCUGAUCUUUGUUUCCACACCUGCGUUGUUGGUGGCAAUGCAUGUAGCUUACACCAGGCAUGAGAAGAAAAGGCGAUUCAGAAAUGGUGAGAAAAUUGAUAUUGAAGAGCUGAAAAAUGAAAAGAUUCACAUUCGAGGCCCCCUGUGGUGGACAUACACCAGCAGCAUCUUCUUCAGGAUUGUCUUUGAAGCAGUCUUCAUGUAUGUGUUCUAUUACAUGUAUGAUGGGUACCAGAUGCCUCGCUUAGUGAAGUGCAAUGCAUGGCCCUGCCCCAACACAGUGGAUUGUUUUGUGUCUCGGCCCACUGAGAAGACCACAUUUACUAUUUUCAUGCUUGCUGUGUCUGGAAUCUGCAUGAUGUUGAAUCUGGCCGAGUUGUGUUACCUAGUGAUAAAAAUUUGCAUGAAAGAAUCCAGGAAAACAACGGUUUUAAAAUAA
Molecule: messenger RNA, 678 nt
Organism: Haliaeetus leucocephalus (bald eagle)
Lineage: Eukaryota; Metazoa; Chordata; Aves; Accipitriformes; Accipitridae
Gene: GJB2
Product: gap junction protein, beta 2, 26kDa
Exons: 1
Coding region: 1-678 (225 amino acids)
Biological process (GO): cell communication
Cellular component (GO): connexin complex
Source: RefSeq, a predicted model, not a curated record